Messenger RNA from Phalacrocorax carbo (great cormorant), 13681 nucleotides. The record is from RefSeq and is a predicted model, not a curated record. Lineage: Eukaryota; Metazoa; Chordata; Aves; Suliformes; Phalacrocoracidae.
CCGCCGCCGCCCGAGUCUCGGCGCUCCCCCUGGCGCGGCGGCCGCGGCUCUGCUGCUGGUGCUGCUCGGGCGGGCGGGGGCGGCCUGGGCUCCCGCUUCCGGUGUGGUGUCAUGGCGGGCCCUGGGCGCUGAUGGCUGAGGGGAGCUGAGGGCCCCGCAGCGCGUCAGGGAUACGGAGACCCUCCCCUCGCCCGGCGCCUCUCCUGCCGCCCUCCCUGCGGGGAUCCGCCCCCCUCCCUGGCCGGGCAGGCGGAGGGGGGGACAUGGCGGCCCACAAGCCGGUGGAGUGGGUGCAGGCCGUGGUGAACCGCUUCGAUGAGCAGCUUCCAAUAAAGGCUAGCCAGCAGAACACGCACACCAAAGUCAGUACGGAGCACAACAAGGAAUGUCUCAUAAACAUUUCCAAGUACAAGUUUUCCCUGGUCAUCAGUGGUCUCACUAAUAUCUUAAAAAAUGUUAAUAACAUGAGAAUAUUUGGAGAAACUGCUGAAAAGAAUUUAUAUCUAUCUCAGCUGAUUAUCUUGGAUACACUGGAAAAAUGUCUGGCAGGGCAACCAAAGGAUACCAUGCGACUAGAUGAGACUAUGCUGGUAAAACAGUUGCUGCCAGAAAUCUGCCACUUCAUCCACACUUACCGUGAAGGGAACCAGCACGCAGCUGAACUACGAAAUUCUGCCUCUGGGGUUCUUUUUUCUCUUAGCUGCAAUAACUUUAAUGCUGUGUUCAGCCGCAUUUCCACCAGAUUACAGGAACUGACUGUUUGUUCAGAAGAUAAUGCUGAUGUUCAUGAUAUUGAACUUUUACAGUACAUCAGUGUGGAUUGUUCAAAAUUAAAACGACUCUUGCAAGAGACUGUAUUCAAAUUUAAAGCCCUUAAGAAAGUAGCUCAGUUAGCUGUUAUCAACAGUCUUGAAAAGGCAUUUUGGAACUGGGUGGAAAACUAUCCUGAUGAAUUCACAAAGCUGUAUCAAACACCACAGACUGAUAUGGCUGAUUGUGCAGAGAAGUUGUUUGACUUGGUGGAUGGCUUUGCUGAAAGCACAAAACGUAAAGCAGCAGUUUGGCCUCUGCAAAUCAUACUCCUGGUCCUGUGUCCAGAGAUAAUCCAAGAUAUAGCAAAGGAUGUGGUAGAGGAAACUAAAAUGAACAAGAAACUGUUCCUGGACAAUCUCAGGAAGGCGCUUGCAGGCCACAGCGGGAGUAGACAGCUGACUGAAAGUGCUGCUAUUGCUUGUGUUAAACUGUGCAAAGCAUCUACCUACAUCAACUGGGAAGAUAAUUCCGUCAUUUUCCUACUAGUGCAGUCCAUGGUGGUAGAUCUUAAGAAUUUGCUGUUUAAUCCAAGCAAACCUUUUUCAAGAGGCAAUCAAAAUGCAGAUGUAGACCUUAUGAUUGACUGCUUAGUUUCCUGUUUCCGCAUAAACCCUCAUAAUAACCAACACUUUAAGAUCUGCUUGGCACAGAAUUCCCCAUCAACAUUUCAUUAUGUACUGGUAAAUUCGCUCCACCGAAUAAUCACAAAUUCUGCGUUGGACUGGUGGCCCAAGAUCGAUGCUGUGUACUGCCAUUCCAUGGAGCUUCGCAGCAUGUUCAGUGAGACGCUUCAUAAAGCUAUUCAAGGCUGUGGGGCACAUCCAGCAAUUCGCAUGACUCCGAUGCCAACCAGUCACUGUUUUGCAUGGCAGUGGGCCUCUGUUGCUAGUCUUACAUUUAAGGAGAAAAUGACAAGCCUUAAAUUUAAAGAAAAACCUACUGAUUUGGAAACCAGAAGCUACAAGUUCUUGCUGUUAUCCUUGGUAAAACUGAUCCAUGCUGAUCCAAAGCUUUUGCUGUGUAAUCCAAGGAAGCAAGGGCCUGAGACGCAAGGUAGCACAGCUGAAUUAAUUACAGGCCUUGUACAACUUGUUCCGCAAUCCAGCAUGCCCGAUAUAGCACAAGAAGCCAUGGAGGCCUUGCUAGUUCUUCACCAGUUAGACAGCAUUGACUUGUGGAAUCCUGAUGCACCUAUAGAAACAUUCUGGGAAAUUAGUUCACAAAUGCUUUUUUAUAUCUGCAAGAAACUAACUAGUCAUCAGAUGCUCAGCAGUACAGAAAUCCUCAAGUGGCUGCGAGAGAUUCUCAUCUGUAGGAAUAAAUUUCUUCUAAAAAACAAACAAUCAGAUAGGAGUUCCUGCCACUUUCUCUUCCUUUAUGAUGUCUCUGGAGGUGGAACUAGUCAAAUUUCUCUAGACCAUGAAGAGAUGAUACGCUGUGCUCCAGGAGCUACCCUCAGGAAAGGGAAAGGGAAUUCUUCCAUGGAAAGUACAGCAGGAUGCAGCGGAACACCAAUCUGUCGCCAAGCCCAGACAAAGUUGGAAGUUGCCUUAUACAUGUUUUUGUGGAGCCCGGAUAUUGAGGCAGUCCUUGUUGCAAUGUCCUGUUUCCGUCAUCUCUGUGAGGAAGCAGAUAUCAGAUGUGGGGUAGAUGAAGUCUCAGUGCAUAACUUUUUGCCAAAUUACAAUACUUUCAUGGAGUUUGCAUCUGUUAGCAAUAUGAUGUCAACAGGGAGAGCAGCUCUUCAGAAAAGAGUGAUGGCGUUGUUAAGACGCAUUGAACAUCCAACUGCUGGCAACACAGAGGCCUGGGAGGAUACACAUGCAAAAUGGGAACAAGCUACAAAGCUAAUCCUUAACUAUCCAAAGACCAAAAUGGAAGAUGGGCAGGUUACUGACAGCCUUCAUAAGACAAUUGUUAAGAGGCGAAUGUCACAUGUCAGCGGGGGAGGCUCCAUAGACUUGUCUGACACAGAUUCCCUUCAGGAGUGGAUCAACAUGACGGGGUUCUUAUGUGCCCUUGGAGGAGUGUGCCUACAGCAUCGUAGCAAUGCAGGAUUAGCAACCUACAGCCCACCUAUGGGUCCUGUCAAUGAGCGUAAGGGCUCCAUGAUAUCCAUGGUGUCCACAGAGGGAAAUGCAGAGACUCCUGUUAGCAAAUUCAUCGAUCGAUUAUUGACUCUGAUGGUCUGUAACCAUGAGAAAGUGGGACUUCAGAUACGGACUAAUAUUAAAGAUUUGGUGGGUUUGGAGUUGAGUCCAGCACUUUAUCCAAUGCUGUUUAACAAAUUGAAGAAUACUAUCAGCAAGUUUUUUGAUUCUCAAGGGCAGGUUCUGUUAACUGAGACGAACACACAAUUUGUAGAGCAAACUAUUGCUAUAAUGAAGAAUUUGCUUGACAAUCACACGGAAGGGAGCUCAGAACAUCUUGGACAAGCUAGUAUUGAGACAAUGAUGCUAAAUCUGGUUAGGUAUGUGCGUGUGCUUGGAAAUUUGGUACAUGCAAUUCAAAUAAAAACUAAGCUAUGUCAGUUAGUAGAAGUAAUGAUGGAGAGGAGAGAUGACCUUUCAUUUUGCCAAGAAAUGAAAUUUAGGAACAAAAUGGUGGAAUAUUUGACAGACUGGGUUAUGGGAACAUCUAAUCAAGCAACAGAUGAGGAUGUGAAAUGCUUGACAAGAGAUUUGGACCAAGCGAGUAUGGAAGCAGUGGUCUCUCUUCUUGCUGGGCUUCCACUACAGCCUGAGGAAGGAGAUGGUGUUGAAUUGAUGGAAGCGAAAUCUCAGUUAUUUCUUAAAUACUUCACACUGUUUAUGAACCUUCUAAAUGACUGUAGUGAAGUUGAAGAUGAAAGUGCGCAAACAGGUGGCAGGAAACGUGGAAUGUCUCGAAGACUGGCUUCGCUACGGCACUGCACUGUUCUUGCUAUGUCAAAUUUACUCAAUGCAAAUGUGGACAGUGGUCUUAUGCACUCAAUAGGCUUGGGCUAUCAUAAAGACCUCCAAACAAGAGCUACGUUUAUGGAAGUCCUCACCAAAAUUCUCCAGCAGGGAACAGAAUUUGAUACCUUAGCAGAAACAGUGCUAGCAGAUCGGUUUGAGAGAUUGGUGGAGUUGGUUACAAUGAUGGGUGAUCAGGGGGAGCUUCCUAUUGCUAUGGCUUUAGCCAAUGUGGUGCCUUGUUCUCAGUGGGAUGAGCUAGCUCGCGUCCUGGUCACACUCUUUGAUUCCCGGCACUUGCUCUACCAGCUACUCUGGAAUAUGUUUUCAAAGGAAGUUGAACUAGCAGAUUCCAUGCAGACACUCUUCCGAGGAAACAGCUUAGCCAGUAAAAUAAUGACUUUCUGUUUUAAGGUAUAUGGUGCUACAUAUUUGCAGAAGCUUUUGGAACCUUUAUUAAGGACUGUGAUCACAUCCUCUGAGUGGCAGCAUGUUAGCUUUGAGGUGGAUCCAACAAGGCUGGAGCCUACAGAAAGCCUUGAGGAGAACCAGCGGAGUCUCUUGCAAAUGACAGAAAAAUUUUUUCAUGCAAUCAUUAAUUCUUCUUCGGAAUUCCCACCACAGCUUCGCAGUGUGUGCCAUUGUUUAUACCAGGCAACUUGCCACUCUCUACUGAAUAAAGCUACCGUAAAAGAAAAAAAGGAAAACAAAAAAUCAGUUGUUAGUCAGCGAUUUCCUCAGAACAGCAUUGGAGCAGUUGGAAGUGCGAUGUUCCUUCGCUUCAUCAAUCCUGCGAUCGUCUCCCCUUACGAGGCAGGGAUUUUAGAUAAAAAGCCUCCACCAAGAAUUGAAAGGGGAUUGAAAUUGAUGUCAAAGAUACUUCAGAGUAUUGCCAACCAUGUCCUGUUUACAAAAGAAGAACAUAUGCGGCCUUUUAAUGAUUUUGUAAAAAGCAAUUUUGAUGCAGCACGAAGGUUUUUCCUUGAUAUUGCAUCUGAUUGUCCAGCUAGCGACACUGUCAAUCACAGCCUGUCCUUCAUCAGUGAUGGCAAUGUACUUGCUUUGCACCGCCUGCUGUGGAACAAUCAGGAGAAAAUUGGCCAAUACCUUUCCAGCAACAGGGACCACAAGGCUGUUGGAAGACGACCUUUUGACAAGAUGGCUACUCUUCUUGCCUAUCUGGGUCCUCCUGAGCACAAACCCGUCGCAGAUACCCAUUGGUCGAGUUUAAAUCUCACUAGUUCCAAAUUUGAAGAAUUUAUGACAAGGCAUCAAGUACAUGAAAAAGAGGAGUUCAAAGCACUGAAAACAUUAAAUAUUUUCUACCAAGCUGGGACAUCAAAAGCUGGCAAUCCGGUUUUCUACUACAUUGCUCGGCGAUUCAAGACUGGUCAGAUCAAUGGAGAUUUAUUGAUAUACCAUGUACUGCUAACUCUGAAGCCAUAUUAUGCAAAGCCAUAUGAAAUUGUAGUGGACCUCACACAUGCUGGCCCCAGCAAUCGCUUUAAAACAGACUUUCUUUCUAAAUGGUUUGUAGUUUUUCCAGGCUUUGCUUAUGAAAAUGUCUCAGCAGUUUUUAUUUAUAACUGUAACUCUUGGGUCAGAGAAUACACCAAAUACCAUGAAAGGCUCUUGACAGGUUUGAAAGGAAGCAAAAGACUUAUUUUCAUAGACUCUCCAGGGAAGCUGGCAGAGCACAUCGAACAUGACCAGCAGAAACUCCCAGCAGCUACCUUGGCUUUGGAGGAGGACCUGAAAGUGUUUCACAAUGCUCUCAAACUGGCUCAUAAAGACACCAAAGUCUCUAUUAAAGUUGGGUCGACAGCUGUGCAGGUGACAUCAGCAGAACGAACAAGAGUCCUGGGACAAACAGUGUUUUUAAAUGAUAUAUACUACGCCUCUGAAAUUGAGGAAAUAUGUCUUGUUGAUGAGAACCAGUUUACCUUAACCAUUGCCAACCAAGGCACACCACUCACCUUCAUGCAUCAGGAGUGUGAAGCCAUUGUUAGGUCCAUCAUUCAUAUACGGACACGGUGGGAGCUGUCACAACCAGACUCUAUCCCACAGCAUACUAAGAUUCGUCCUAAGGAUGUCCCUGGAACACUACUGAACAUAGCGCUGCUCAACUUGGGAAGCUCAGACCCCAGUUUGCGGUCUGCUGCCUAUAAUCUUCUAUGUGCCUUAACCUGUACCUUUAAUUUAAAGAUUGAGGGCCAGUUACUGGAAACUUCAGGUCUGUGUAUUCCUGCCAACAACACGCUAUUUAUUGUAUCUAUUAGUAAGACUCUUGCAGCUAACGAACCACACCUUACCUUAGAGUUCUUGGAAGAGUGUAUUUCUGGAUUUAGCAAAUCUAGUAUUGAACUGAAACAUCUUUGUCUGGAGUAUAUGACUCCUUGGCUGUCCAACCUGGUCCGGUUCUGUAAACACAAUGAUGAUGCUAAGCGUCAGCGAGUCACUGCUAUUCUUGAUAAGCUUAUAACAAUGACAAUAAAUGAAAAACAGAUGUACCCUUCCAUUCAAGCUAAGAUAUGGGGAAGUCUGGGACAGAUAACAGAUCUCCUUGAUGUAGUGCUGGACAGUUUCAUCAAAACUAGUGCCACAGGGGGCUUAGGAUCCAUAAAAGCUGAGGUUAUGGCAGACACAGCUGUAGCGCUUGCUUCUGGAAAUGUAAAAUUAGUUUCAAGCAAAGUGAUUGGCAGGAUGUGUAAAAUAAUUGACAAGACUUGCCUGUCCCCAACUCCUACACUGGAACAGCACCUGAUGUGGGAUGAUAUUGCUAUUCUAGCACGUUACAUGUUGAUGCUCUCCUUUAACAAUUCUCUGGAUGUGGCAGCACAUCUCCCCUACCUCUUUCAUGUAGUUACUUUACUGGUGGCCACUGGUCCUCUUUCUCUCAGAGCUUCUACUCAUGGUCUCGUUAUCAACAUCAUUCAUUCUCUUUGCACUUGUUCGCAGCUUCACUUUAGUGAGGAGACCAAGCAAGUUUUAAGGCUGAGCUUGACUGAGUUCUCUCUGCCCAAAUUUUAUUUGCUGUUUGGAAUCAGCAAAGUGAAAUCAGCUGCAGUCAUAGCGUUCCGAUCCAGCUAUCGAGACAGGUCGUUUUCACCUGGGUCCUAUGAAAGGGAGACUUUUGCACUGACUUCGUUGGAAACUGUUACUGAGGCUUUGUUGGAGAUCAUGGAGGCUUGCAUGAGGGAUAUUCCAACGUGCAAGUGGCUGGACCAGUGGACUGAACUAGCUCAAAAGUUUGCAUUCCAAUAUAACCCAUCCCUGCAGCCAAGAGCACUUGUUGUCUUUGGCUGUAUAAGUAAGCGUGUCUCUCAUGGACAAAUAAAACAAAUAAUCCGAAUUCUUAGCAAGGGACUUGAGAGCUGCUUAAAAGGCCCUGAUAAUUACAAUAGCCAAGUUCUAAUAGAAGCUACAGUUAUAGCACUCACCAAGCUGCAGCCCCUUCUUAAUAAGGACUCUCCUAUGCACAAGGCACUCUUUUGGGUAGCUAUGGCAGUGCUGCAGCUAGAUGAAGUAAACUUGUACUCAGCAGGUACAGCACUACUUGAACAGAAUCUGCAUACCUUGGAUAGCCUUCGAGUAUUCAAUGAUAAGAGCCCAGAAGAGGUGUUCAUGGAGAUCAGGAGGCCACUCGAAUGGCACUGCAAGCAGAUGGAUCAUUUCGUUGGGCUAAAUUUCAACUCCAACUUUAACUUCGCACUAGUGGGACACCUUCUGAAAGGGUACAGGCAUCCUUCUCCUACCACUGUAGCAAGAACAGUAAGGAUUUUACAUACACUACUAGCUCUGGUUAACAAACAUAGGAACUGUGACAAGUUUGAGGUGAACACCCAGAGUGUGGCUUACCUAGCAGCUUUGCUGACAGUAUCUGAGGAAGUUCGAAGUCGCUGCAGCCUAAAACAUAGGAAGUCUCUCUUGUUGACAGACGUUUCAAUGGAAAAUGUUCCUAUGGAUACAUAUCCCAUACAUCACAGUGACACUAGCUAUAGGACACUAAAGGAAAAUCAACCAUGGUCAUCACCAAAGGGGUCAGACAGACAUCUGGCUGCCAGUUACCCGACAGUGGGACAGAUAAGCCCUCGAACACGAAAAUCCAUGAGUUUGGAUAUGGGGCAGCCUUCACAAGCGAACACUAAAAAGCUUCUAGGUACAAGGAAAAGUUUUGACCAUUUGAUAUCGGACACAAAGGCUCCUAAAAGGCAAGACAUGGAAUCUGGAAUCACAACGCCUCCCAAAAUGAGGAGAGUAGCCGAAAAUGAUUAUGAAAUGGAAACCCAGAGAAUAUCACCACAGCAACACCCACAUCUUCGGAAAGUUUCUGUUUCUGAGUCAAAUGUCCUCCUAGAUGAAGAAGUUCUGACUGACCCAAAAAUUCAAGCACUGCUGCUUACAGUUCUUGCAACAUUAGUGAAGUACACUACUGAUGAGUUUGACCAGCGGAUUCUGUAUGAGUAUUUAGCAGAAGCCAGUGUUGUCUUCCCGAAGGUUUUUCCUGUUGUGCAUAAUUUAUUGGAUUCCAAGAUCAACACCCUUUUAUCGCUGUGCCAGGACCCAAAUUUGUUGAAUCCAAUUCAUGGGAUUGUUCAGAGUGUUGUCUAUCAUGAAGAGUCUCCACCUCAAUACCAAACUUCUUAUCUACAGAGUUUUGGAUUUAAUGGGUUAUGGAGGUUUGCUGGCCCGUUUUCUAAGCAAACACAAAUCCCAGACUAUGCUGAGCUCAUAGUGAAGUUUCUUGAUGCCUUGAUUGACACGUAUUUGCCUGGAAUUGAUGAGGAAACCAGUGAAGAAUCUCUCCUGACACCCACGUCUCCGUAUCCUCCCGCAGUGCAGAGCCAACUUAGCAUUACUGCUAACCUUAACCUUUCCAAUUCCAUGACCUCGCUCGCAACUUCCCAGCACUCCCCAGGGAUCGACAAGGAGAACGUGGAGCUCUCGCCCACCGCCGGACACUCCAACAGCGGGAGGAUGCGCCACGGCUCCGCAAGCCAAGUGCAAAAGCAGCGAAGUGCUGGCAGUUUCAAACGUCAUAGCAUCAAAAAGAUUGUGUGACUAUUUCUUUUUCAUGUUCCUUUUUUUUUUUCCUUUUUUUUUUUUUCUUUUUGAGAAACUGACUGACACGCGCGGGCCUCUCGCCGAGGGCCCUCCACCGGUUGUGAUGCUGCACUUAAUUUUUUAAAGUUCCCAUCCUGUCAGCCGUGUUGCCAGAUGAUCAACUCUUGAAACAUUGCCUGAAUUUUAAUGCCUUCGUUUCUUUUCUUCUGUUUUUGAUCUAAGCCAGUGUUUCAGAACCGCUCGUAUAGAUCCUGACGGACUUUGCAGCCAAAGGAGGCGUGGAGUUCUUUAACACUGCAGAACCGUAUCUUGUCCAAAUACGAAAGCCAUUUCCCAUAGACAGUUCUACCUUGCUUCUGUUAAAUGCCUUGUUUGUUUCUUCUCUAAAGGAAAGUGUUAAUCCUUAAUCCUGUUUGCACACUUUUCAAGGUAGUGGCUUGAUGAGCCGGGGAAGGUUACUAUAAUCUUGGUUUUAAUUCAAACCUGUAAGAUUUUUAGCUGUGGACUUUUUUUUACCAUACUUAAAAGAAACUUAUGAUAGCCGCAGUACAAUGAGCUUAACCCGAAGUAGUGGAUUAGAUUAAAUUUCUAGUAAUUAGCAAUAAAUUUGAGAGGACGAGGAGGCUGCAUGAGUCUCUCUCAUUCCCCAGACCGUAGCCUCACAUACUUGGACUGUAUAUGGACCAGACUGGAUAAACUGGCUUUUUUCCAAAGCAAAAAUAUUUUUUGCUGUACGUUAACUGCACAAAAAAGGUUGUAUAGUGGAAAGAGAAUCAUGAAGAACUGACUCUUAUGCUGUCGUUGUAGCAGUGUUGAAAAUUUAUUGCUUCUUUCUUCCAUUUAGCCUAUACUUUAGUUUUGCCCUUCCCAACAAUAUGCACCUUUGAGAAAUUCCUGGCAGAACAACCAGCGGGGUAUGGAGGGGAAAAUUUCAUUAAUUGACUUCCAGCUCUGGGAGACGGUGUUUAGCAAAGCUGCCUUUGUGCUGCCCAAGCAGCGACAUAAAAGCAGCAACGUUUGCUUAAGGUACAUGAAUUUUAAAAUAACUGACACUGUGUCAAAUCCAGGUUACGUUUGAAUGUUUGCAGUGCAAUUCCUGGUAUCAGUACAGACAUCUGCAGUCAGACCUGUCUUGCAGAACUUUCAAGGGGUUUUCAUUUGCAAGGGUUCGUACUUGGGGGUUACACAAAACUGAAAUUGCUGUCACUGUGAAAGACUUGUCAGCUACAGUCGUGUAUCAGCGAUGGACGACUGUGAGAACAUGCUGCUAUGUUGAGGACGCGUAGAGGUGCAGCGCUGGGUGCUGCCGAUGCUGCCUGCACGGACUGAAAACGUGCAGAGCAUUUGAUCUCGGGGCGAGCAGAAGUUCUGACAAAAGGGCCUGUCACCUGGGUGCUCGUUGGAGGGCUGGGUAGAUCUGCUGAAGAACAGUUAAACUUCCCAGUUUCAGAUCCCUGUUGUAUGUUAGAAAUUAACAAUCUGUAAGUGGCUUUAAAGGAAAAAAAGUAUAUCCACUAUAUAAAAUAAAAUCCUCUAGUGCAAUUUUGUUUAGUGGCUUUCAGUAAAUCAAACUCCACAGCUAAAUUAUUAGAGAAUGGUACAAUUAAGUGUUCAGAAUUUAUUGAUAUAGCACAUAAUUCACAUGUAUCCACACAGUAACGAUGUAACAUUUAUGUAAAUAAAAAUACCUUUAUUGUAUUGAUUCAUAAAAUAACAAUUUAAUUCCUUUAAUUUGUUUACAGUCCUGGAAAAACUAUGAACACAAACUUAAUAUGCAAAUCGUUCGCCAAAACAAGAGGAAAACUUCGAAUUAGCGGUCUUGAAAUAGAUAAGUUGGAAAAUACAAAGACUCGUGCAAUUAACCAAGUUUUUUAUUCUCGGUCGUGUAGGAGCUGCAGUACCAUUGUGGUUACUGAACAGAUGCAGAACUCUGAAGGGAUUGUGAGGCUAGAACCGAAUGUAGGAAUAGAGCAGUGACUCGCGCCCUGUCCUAAGCUGCUAUGCAUCUAAAACUUCGGGAGUCACUGGUGUAAAAUCUGUUCUCAUCUCAUGCAUCAAAUUGCUAAGAGCCACCUUCAGCAUCGCUGCCCGUUUGCACUUGGUUGUACUGAAUCAAACUAAUUCCAGCCCUUUCCGUUUUGCUGAAGACAAUGAAUUGUAGAAGCCUGAAGAUUUGUAGGUAGGAGGAAAAAAUAAUGUCUUAUAAAGAUAAUUUGCUGUUAGAAAAAUACAGUUUUCAGUUGUUUCUCCUAAGAGCAGAUUUUUUUAAAACAGAAAUAGUAAUUCCAGAUGAACUACCAAGUCCGUUUUGGUUGGACUGGGUGCAUUUCAGAGCAACUCCUGUCAAUGUUUUACAUUGCCUAUGUAAAAAAAAAAAAAAAAAGGCGUCCCUAAAUUAGAAUUAAUGCAUUCUUUGAAACACAUACAUGAAAUCAAAAUGGACAGUGAUUAAAAUUACCUUUCGUGUGAGAACUAGAACUACUCCAGGCUCAGUCCCAGCUGAAAAAAACUGGUAUCUUCCUAAAGUAAGUCAAUAAAAUUUAAUUUAUUCUAUUUCCUGGAAGGCGGGGGAGUCGUUUAAUGUUUUCGGUUCAUGGUUCAGUGAGAGGUCCUGAACCUUCUUAGAGCAGGGGUGUCAAACACGUUAGGUGUAACGGGGGCUGAACGCGGGUGCACUUGCAGUCGAUGGCCAAGGUUUAAUUCAGGAUCACACGCGCCCCGAUACGCAGGGAAGCUAUCUCCAGUGCUGGCAGUUGGGAAGCUUGUGCUUAGGUCAAGGGGGAAAACACGGCCUUUCUUUAAUGAUUAAACUUCUAUUAGUAAUUAGUUGUUCAGUGCCUUACUGUCACAUUCAUCCUUUAGCCUGCUCCCUGUAACAGCCAUUGCUGUUAUUUUGCCUCUUUGUUUUCUUUCUCACGUCCUCCCUUCUUCGGUCUCUUCUCCUGUUUUGAGUACUCUCCAUCCUGCGCUGUUUCGUUCCUGUGAGCGCCCCUUUCAGUUCCCAGCGCCGUCUGCUUCCACUCUCUCCUCAUCCCAUUACUCCGUUUACGCUCAUAGUGGUCAGCAGGUAGUUGCUGGUGACGAUGUGGGCUCGAAACCUGAUCUGACGAGUGGGAGACAGAUCUGAGAGUUCCGACCUUUGAGUCGCUGUCUCAGGCAGCCUGCAGAUUACUGGGCAGUCAGUGCAGCCAGGGAGUCUGUGUACUCUGACGUGAAAACUUAGAUUCAGAAAAACCAGAUUUUAACACGCGGACCAUCUUAACUACAUCAUGGGGACUGUAUGUUUGACACCCCUGUUUUAGAACACGUUACCCAUUACGCACUAACUACAGUUAAGUACUGUAAAAAUUAUUAACAUUUUGUUUGUGUUUGUAUUUUCCCUGACUUAAAGAUAAUUCAGUAGUAUUUGAGUAGUGCAUAACCUACCUGUUAAUUAUGCCAAUGUUUCUGCUUUAAUGUGCAUGAGGUUUCCAACACCAGGAAACAUUUCCAAUAAGUAUUGUGGACUGAGCACCUGGGAGCGUUCCAGUGCUCUAUUCCUAACUGGGUUGUAGGUUUUAGGGCUUUUUCUGUUUCAGUCUGAGGUUAAUUUUUUUUUCAAAUGUAAUGAAGCACGUCUUAUUGUUAUGCAACAGACUUACCACAGAAAGUCACUUUUAGUGUUGGUCCCACCAUUUUUUUUAAUGCAGUAUAUUCACCUGUAAAUAAUUUUUGUGUAAAAUUUGACAGAAAAGUAUAUUUACUACACUGUAAAUACAUGUGACAAUAUAUUGUAUUAUUUUGCUUUUUUUGUAAAGCAGUUAGUUGCUGUAUAUGUAUAACAUACAGAUUUGAUUAUUCUAGUGUUAGUAACUGUUAACUACUACUACUCCUUCCUGCUGUUGCGUUACGUCAUUUAAAAAAACAAAUGCUGUGUACUAUAAACUUACACUGUGUAUGAUACCUUACUAUUUCCAUUUGGGCCUUGACUUUGAAAAUGUUCCCUCAAUCCACAAUCCUGUUCAUAUUGUAAUCAAGCGUGUGACAGCUGGCAGUGCCCUGCUGGCUCAAACGCAGUUGCUAACUGUAGGUAAAAAUGGUAGAAACCCAGUUUCAGAUAAUUGUUGUUCACCCCGUUUCCCCCUCAUGUAUGUACUUUCCCCCCUUUUUUUUUUUUUUUUUUUUUUGAAGUAAAAUGUACAUUCAGCCUGCUUCAAGUUGUUUGAAGGUCAUUCACUUCUGCUGCGGGACGAAGGUGGUGUGUUCUGAAAUCCUUUUUCCGUUUCUCGUGACAGUGAGAUCUGGGUGGGUCCCUUGGGUCUGACCCAAGGGCCUCGCGGCAGCAGGUGCUGGAUCCAGCCCUAGUCCCAGACCCAAAAACCCACUUUCUCUGGGGAAAAUUAGAAUUGAGUUGAAAUCCAGUGUCUUGAAUUUGUCUUUCCAGAAUGGUGCUUCUCUGUGUGUGUGAUCUCGCACAGUUCUAAACAGUGGCAAAGCGGAUUGCCUGUGGAUAACUGAGGACAAAAUUUGGACAGAAUAAAGCCCGUUGUCACGAAUUUCAUGUUACUUCAAUAAGAUGAUCAUAAUUGAAUAAUAAAUCAGAAUAUUUCUUUUUAAAAUGUAAAUUUAAUAUUUUAAUAAAACAGCUGCUUGGUCUUCAAAGAACAUUUCAGUAUAAUUUGUCUAUUUGAGCUUUUCUAGCUUAGAAGCUUGAAGUUUCAACUGUCAGGCAACUUUUAUGGCAAAUGAUUAAUCAAAUCUAUUUUUCUUUUAGGCAAAUAUAUUACUUUCCUAUUAAAAAUGUAUAAGUACUUAUAUUCUGGCUUUGUGAAUCGUAAAAGGAUGUAAAAACAAAUUAAAGCGUGACUGCAUUGACUCCUUCUGAGACA